This is a messenger RNA of Meira miltonrushii, 4662 nucleotides long. RefSeq lists its product as uncharacterized. Gene Ontology annotation, cellular component: intracellular membrane-bounded organelle. Lineage: Eukaryota; Fungi; Basidiomycota; Exobasidiomycetes; Exobasidiales; Brachybasidiaceae. The record is from RefSeq and is a predicted model, not a curated record. Bases 180 to 4460 code for a protein of 1426 amino acids. The transcript has a single exon. Gene Ontology annotation, molecular function: phosphatidylinositol binding.
CUCCACGAUCCAAAAGAAAGGGUCAUUGAAAUACAUGGCAAACUGAUUCAUACCAUCAACGACAACAUUCUUUUGGGGAUCAUGCAUAUACCCUAGAACAAAAUCAAAUUUUUCCUUGCUCUCCAUUACGACAACCAAAAUAGCCUCACGCCGGUCGUAGAGCGAAACAAGAUUCAGAGAUGAGCUCAUCAAAUAUACCAAAGAAUGACGACAACAAAGAGAACGAUCACAAGAACGAAGAAGAAGAGAAGCAAAGAGUGAAUGCAGUCCAAAAGAGCAGGCCACAAAAUUCUCCAAUACUUUCUUCAUCUGCUCUUUUCACAACGUUAAGUGUCGUCUUACCAGUAGUCGUAGCUCGUUCAGGAUGGUCAAAUUUGAUAUUCGUACCGGUAUGCUCGGCUGUCUUACUGCUCAAUCCUUGGGUCAGAACAUUUUUGGAGCUCAAACCAGUCGAUGAUGACGACGAAGAAGAUGACGAUGAUGAUGUUGCAGAUACAUCUGAUGGCCCAAAGAAGGAAAUGUAUUCGCCUUUCGAUCCAGCUCGAAUUGUUCGGCAAUUGAAUGGCAGCUCCCUCGAAAGCAAAAGCAACAAGAAGAAAGAGUCAUCCAGUAAAGAGAAGCUCGCAACGAAAGCACCUCUAGACCGUUCAGGUGCAUAUGCUGCCUUACGUAGAAUGCCUGCAAAGCUACGAACGCCAAUAAGCGAUUUGGAAGAGCUAAUUGUGAGAGAUUGUGUUUUGGGUUGGUACAAUUAUCACAGCUUUGGCGAUUCAAGUUUCCCAAACGAAGUACGGUAUAGCAUCGAUCAUACGAUCGGAAGUAUAUUUCAUGCGACAGAGAGUAUGAAAAGUGCUGACGUUUUAGCAGAGCUCUCACUGGCUGCUGCGUCUGUCUUGUUGGUCACCUUGAGGUAUCGAAGGCUACACCCUAAUCGUGCACCAAUCUUUGCCAAUGAUGAAACACGUAUUCAAGCCUUGCGUGAAGCUUUGGAUAGGGUGUUUGUGAGACAUGCAAGACUGGAAGAUGGCAAGUGUGAUAUCUUGCGAAUGCUACUACGAGAGAUUAUCUGCAAACAGAUUUGGAAUGCCAUUUGCGGAAUUGGAGAGCCAGAUUUCAUCAACCAACAAAUCGUAGCAUGGGGAGAGAGGAAUGCAGUAAAAGAAACUUUGCCAAGCGAGAACGGAUACACUGCGCGAGAUGGAGGACAAGUAGUCCCAACAGCUGCUGCUCGUUCAUCGCCAAAGCCAUCUUUGGAAACACAGCAAAGCUUUGCCGGAUCUCGUAAAGCCGUUCCAGCUUUCUCGCCACCUCUUCCUCAAACUACCAAUCAGGCACCGCAAACGCCUGCAGCUUCACGCAGCAAGCCGACAACUCUUGCAGGAGAACCGCUAACCACGCAACCAAAAGCGAUGACCAUGCCAAGUCCUUUGUCUAAAAGCGGUAUGACACCAUCGAUGAUGUCCCCAACACCUAUGCAAUCAGCAUCACGAGCCAAGAUUACUUCGCCAACACCACGAGAGGUGAAUGAUUAUCAAGCAAACCUUUCUUCGCUGCAUUCUGGAGAUGUCACUUCGCAACCUCAAGAAGGAAAGGGAAAAUCGGCUUUACCUCAACCUUCAGAAGUAUCAGAAGCUAGCUUAAAUGCAUGGGAUAAUGUUAUGCCGAUGAACUUGCCUCCGAAAGCGCACGAAGGAAUGAGUCUACCGGACAGUAUCCGAGAUAGCAUCAAAACAUCCGAAGAGAGUUCCACAGCGGAGAGCAGCAAAGGAUAUUCCAUUCCAGAAACGCCAGAAAAACGCAAGAACAAUGCAGGUCUAAGUGUACAAACACAGGGUGAUGGCAACAGACCACUAGGAAGUGCUUCUACAAGUAGAUCGAUACAAAGUCCAACAGUGAUGUCUGCAGUCUCACCAACAGGCGAUACAAGCAGUAUGAGCGUACGCCCACCAUCACGAGCACCUAGUGCAGCUUCUGGCGGAAUACCACCUGCGCCAGAAUUGUUUGACGUUCUGUCCAACAAGUCUGAUUCAAAUGCAUUCACACCCUUGAGAGAUGCUUUCGAGAAUUUCUUAGAAAGGGGUGGCGUGGCAAGUAGAAGUUUGUUCUUCAGUCCUCCUUCAGCGGCAACUGUUGCUCCAGGUGAAGGGGAAGCACUGCUUAAAUUGCACGUUGGUCUUUCUGCUUUGGCAAGGCUUGUCCCGGCAGAUUCCAAUGUGGAAAAUGACGAGAUCUUUCGUGAAGAUGCAUAUGGAAUCUUGUCAAAAGCAUAUCAUAACCUUUCAGACGUUGAUGAUGGCGUUGCAGGACGAGCGUUGCGUGAAGCAUUGGUUGGUGCUUUGAACCAAAUACAAGAAUCGGAAGAAUUGACUUUACGACAAAUUUUACGUCCGGUCGAAACAUCGCUUUGGAACAGAUUGACCGGUCUUUAUGAGUACUUUUGGAAAGAGACUUGCACAAGACCGAGCGGGGGUACAGCUGCAGGUCGCUCUGGCUCAACCGCUCACAGCGGUAGUAAUACACCCUCGAGAUCCUCUUUCGCAUCCGAACAAAGACCAAAUGUCAAAAGACUAUCGCGUGAGGUGCAAGGAACGUCGGAUUUGACACGAACACCAAGUAUGGAUUUGGCAUACGAGCCGCGAAGGAAGCAGCCACAUGGAUCUUCAUCAACGGACUCUAAUGUAUUCACUGGUCCAUCUCUUUCCCCAACGAAAAGUUUGGCACCUUUGCCUGAAGGUAGAAAUCCUCCUAGACCAGCUUCUAGCCCACCAAUGAAAGCACCAACCUCACGAGCACCCCAAAUAGUCGAACAAACUUCCCAAAAUGGUGCUGGAAGUAAGGCUAGCACGGCUUCUACUGCAAUGCCACCGCCGCCGCUUCCACCGCAAAAGCGAGAUGGUCUUCAAAGACCGGCACCAAGGCGACCUUCUCAAUCUACACUUGAGAUCACCGUGACGGAUGUUUCGCCAAAUGCAGAGCGACCGAACUCAAAUGUUGAUCUACGUUCAUUCGAGGUGAUGAUUGCUGUUGAAGGAUUGGUAUCACAAUCGGGUGGAUUCGUUUUAUUGCGUAAUUGGAGAGAUUUUCAACAAUUACGAGAAGAAUUGAACAGGUCAACUUCUCUGCCUCCUCUGGCAAAUCCUCCGCCUGAAGGAAGAGGAAAAGGUAGUGCGAUCUUGACACGGGAGAUUGAAGCAUUUUUGCAAAAUUUACUUACAAGCCCUGUCCAUAUGACCAGUGAAGCGGUACAAUAUUUUGUCGAUAAAGGAAGGGCAGGCGAAAGCGGCGAAACGGAUAAUUCUGAUCGAAUUGGAGCAUUGAUGGAAAGUUUACAAUUAAGCAAAGGAUUGAACUUAGGUAGAAAUUUUGCAAGCGGGAUGGUAAACACAAUCCAAAAAGGUACACGAACGGCAGUUGGUUUGGCUCCAAGUGUGCCGGGGUUGGGGGAUGCUCAAUCUGAUGCAUCACCUGUUCCUUCAAGAUCGGAUACGUUCGAAGGAGUAGCAGGACCUGAAUUGGCACAUUUGCCAAUCGGAGCACGACCAUCUCAAGGAGCUGGUCAUGAGAAGGUGGCAAGACAAGGAUUGGGAAUACGUGGAAAUGAUUGGCCGCGAUCUGAACAAGUGAGCCGUGAUGCGCCACACACGCACAGAAGAGUUCGAUCGUCUGAUCUUGCAUCAGGUAAAGAUCAACAACAAUCUCCUGUCUUGAACCGCUCGCCAACAUCACCCGAACAUUUCCCUUCUACGGCCAGUAUACCCACUUCGGGUCCAGCAUCUGAAUUAUCACAAGCUGAUUUGGAUAAUCUGUUGAGUUGCAUCUUUGCAAUUGCUGAUGAAGCAUUCAAUCUUUCAGGCGGUUGGACGUUUAGACGUGGAAUGUUGCGUGUUUUUGAACAGAUUGUUCGGACGCAAUACUGGUCAAGCAUUCUUGGUGUGUUUAACAACAUGGUUCAUUCACUCUCUCAUGAACAAGUGGGAAAUUGGUGUAAGGAUGCAAAGGUGAAGUUUUGGCCUGAUGAACCUUCCAGUAAGGCAGCGAUGGCAGCCGCAGCUGCUGCUGCUCAAGCAAAUGCGUCUGCCGCCCAGCAAGCUUCUAGCAAAUCACAACCGACCGCUGGAGAAGGAGAAGGUUUCGGUGAUGCAGUCGUGGAAGCGGCAUUGGAUGCUACUCAAGCAGUCACAGAAGAGGCAGCCGAAAAGACUGGCUCUGGACCGGGUACGAACGCAAAUGCUGUUCCACCCAAACGAACGGUUGCUCAAAUGGCAGCCACGCAUGCAAGAGCACAACAAAUCUUGCUAUCACAUGUUCCUUCCAGUUCGGCAUUCUUUUUUGGACCAGGAGGAAGACAAUCAUGUGAACGUGCAGUGAUUUGUGUUCAUGAAGAAAUCACUCAACCUACUACCAGUUUGGAUUUAGUCUUGACGGUUGUGUUGAAAUUGUGCGAUAUUGCUGCACGUUGAUGGGAAAUGUACAAUAAAAUUACUUAUGUCGGAACCCUUUGCUUUAUGAUAAUGCGCUCUCUCUACAUAUAUGUUUCAAUACGAUAGAUUAGUAGUAGUAGUGUAUAAAUUGUAUGAAUAGGCAAGCAAGAACAUCACUAAAGAUUGAUCAAAGCUGCCGUGCGAACGUAGCAAAAAGAGGAUGAAAAGAGAUAAAAAAAGA